AAAUAAUGCUGAUAACCUGGGGUAUCACAUCACAGUGAUAAAAGCUGAUGAUCUGAAAAUGGAGAACCCAGAGGAUUCUGAUAAAAUCACAGAUGAUCCUGAUGAAAACGUUCUAGAGGAUUCUGAAAAAAGCACAGAUGAUCCUGACGAAAACAUGGAUGAUUUUGAUGAAAUUAUGGCAUACAAAGAAAUGCAGCAUAAAUUGGACAUGUUUUCAUGUGAAUUUCCCAGGGCAAAACUGGAACUAGAAAAGUAUAUCAAAGACCUUUAUAGCAUGGCAGACAAAAUUGAUGAGAUCCACAAGGACUGUACGAUUACCAAUGUAGUGGCCAGUUCCACUGGGGUGGUCUCUGGCGUCCUGACUAUUAUUGGGAUUGCACUAGCACCUAUAACUGCAGGAGGGAGCUUGGCCCUCUCUAUAACUGGGUUAGGUUUGGGAGCAGCAGCCACUGUCACUGGUGUUUCUGCAGGCAUCAUUGAUCAUGUGAGUGACUUAAAAGGGAGGAAGCUUUUAAGUGACGUUGAGGGAAAUACAAAUGCUAAUAUCCCCGAGGAAGUUCUGUCAAAGGAGGCGCCUAAACUCUUUUCUAGAUUGAAGAAAUAUAGUCAAAUCGUCAGAGACCUUGAAAAUCACUACAAUGCGUUCCAGGCAGCCAAUACCAAUCCACGUUUGAUGGAAGCUUCCCGCAAGCUUAUGACAGGUGCACGAGUCUCCAGCAAAAACAGGGGGCAAAUCAAUAAGGCUUUUCGGGGCACAACAUUGGCCAUGACCAAACAAGCUAGGAUAAUGAGUGCAACAUUGGCUGGAGUUUCUCUUCUAAUAGAUACAGUCAACCUUGUGAAUGAUUCAGUUCAUUUGUCAAAUGGGGCAAAGGCUAUAACAGCAGUGAAACUGAGGGAGCACGCUCAGGAACUGGAAAAGAAACUCCAGGAACUUUCCAACCACUUUGAGAAACUGCAGAUAAUGAAGAUUCAAUAGACAACCCCCGAGUAAUGGGCCAGGGCAGGCUAUGGUCAAUGGAUGGGGGUGACUCAGAAGGAGAAUAAAGGGGACUCUACUCUAGGUUCAAGUGUUGGGGAGUCAGGUCAUUGAAAAAAAGAAAAUCCAACAUACACAAACUAUUCAAAACAACCCUUUUUGUAGUAGCCAAGAAUUAGAAACAGAAAACAUGCCAAUCUAUGGGAAAAUGGUUAAAUAAAUUGGGGCAUAUGAAUGUAAUGAAAUAUUAUUGUGAAAUAGUAUAGUGCCUGGAAAAUGAUUGAGGCCUAUGAAAUUUUUGUUAACUAUAAAAGAUGACUAAUAUGAUGAAUAUAGAGAAACAUGGAAAGACUUACAUGAACUGAUACAGAAUGAAAACAG
Gracilinanus agilis (Agile Gracile Mouse Opossum) is the source of this 1360-nucleotide messenger RNA. RefSeq names its product apolipoprotein L3-like. Gene Ontology annotation, cellular component: membrane; extracellular region. Gene Ontology annotation, biological process: lipoprotein metabolic process; lipid transport. The transcript has 2 exons. The annotation marks the transcript as partial. The record is from RefSeq and is a predicted model, not a curated record. Gene Ontology annotation, molecular function: lipid binding. NCBI's taxonomy places the organism in Eukaryota, Metazoa, Chordata, Mammalia, Didelphimorphia, Didelphidae.